Molecule: messenger RNA, 815 nt
Organism: Cajanus cajan (pigeon pea)
Lineage: Eukaryota; Viridiplantae; Streptophyta; Magnoliopsida; Fabales; Fabaceae
Product: pseudo histidine-containing phosphotransfer protein 6
Biological process (GO): phosphorylation; phosphorelay signal transduction system; cytokinin-activated signaling pathway
Cellular component (GO): nucleus; cytoplasm
Molecular function (GO): histidine phosphotransfer kinase activity; protein histidine kinase binding
Source: RefSeq, a predicted model, not a curated record
AGUGGCGACAGGUAGCACAUAUAAGCCAAAAGAAAGAAAGAAUAAGAGAGGUGGUUUUUGGUGUCCGUAAGUUAAUUGUUGUGGUUGAGUUACGUUAGCCAAAACGGGUCUCCCUCUGUGGAUGCUUGGUUUCGGUGCCGACCUCUUGUGGGCCGACAUGAACCGACUCCUCGCUUUUCUUUUCCACCAGGGUGUGUUGGAUGAGCAGUUUCUGCAGCUUCAACAGCUCCAAGAUGAGGCCUCCCCUAACUUCGUCUCAGAGGUCCUCAACAUCUACUUCCACGAGUCCGAGAAGCUACUCACCAAUCUCAGAGGAUUGCUCAUGGAAAGGGACUACAAGAAAAUGGGGGUCCAUUUGAACCAGUUCAUGGGUAGCAGCUCAAGCAUUGGUGCCAAGAGAGUCACUAACGUUUGCGUUGCCUUUCGUGCUGCUACUCUCCAGACCAACCGUGCUGGAUGCUUGCGUGCGUUGGAGAUGCUCGAGCAUGAAUAUUGCUAUCUCAAGAACAAAUUGCAUCAACUUUUCCAAAUAGAGCAGCAACGUGCAUUGGUAGCAGGAGUCAGAUACCCCGUGCAGAAUCAAAAUCAAUAAUGCAAAGAAAUUGCACGCCUUUCUAGUUCUAGUUCUAGUUCUAGUUCUAGUUCUACUUUUAGGCAUGCACAAACCAAUUGCUACCUAGAUUAUUUAUAUUUAUGUGUAGGCUAGGGAUGAUCACCUAUUUUGAAUUCUCCUGUAAAUACGUCCUAUCAUGCUCUUCUCUUCUUUGGGCCAUGCUUAAUUUGCUGUUACCCCUUUAACGUUAAUUUAAAUCAAU